This is a messenger RNA of Passer montanus (Eurasian tree sparrow), 3349 nucleotides long. It is a transcript of the gene UBXN11, whose product is annotated as UBX domain protein 11. The coding region runs from base 1 to 1608 and encodes 535 amino acids. Lineage: Eukaryota; Metazoa; Chordata; Aves; Passeriformes; Passeridae. Gene Ontology annotation, biological process: proteasome-mediated ubiquitin-dependent protein catabolic process. The record is from RefSeq and is a predicted model, not a curated record. Gene Ontology annotation, molecular function: ubiquitin binding. The transcript has 12 exons.
AUGGCCGGGCUCUGCCGCUUCCCCUCCGCCCCCGGCUUUAAGGGCGGCCGUGGCACCGCGCACCAAUCGCGCCUCCUUCCCCAAAAGCCGCAGCCCGGGGAGGGCACAGCCGCUGCCUGCGCCGGGGGGAAAAGGGGGCCCGGCGUGGCCUGGGCCUCUGCAGGGCAUCCCCGGCUCUGCUCCGGGCACAGCACUGCGAAGGAGCGCGGAGGGGAAAGCCCUGAGGGCUCCGGGCGUUCGGGGCCCGCGGCUGUCGGUGGCACCCCCGGGCAGAGCCGCUCCCGGGGCUCCCCCCUGGCACACACAGCCCGGAGCCAAGCGGUUUCCACGCCGAAAGUCCUCCCUGCUGUGGCAGAGCAGCAACGCUGCUCACAGGUGUUUGUGCUUUCAGGUGCAGCUCACGCUGACGUGGAGCUCGUGUCCUCCCUGGCAGAAAAAAUCUCUCUGUUGGAGCAAAAAGUAGAGGAGCAAGCACGAGAAAUCCAGCUGAAGGACAGCAGGAUUGCUGAGCUGGAGGAGAAGAUAAGCACUCUUCAGGAAGGAGAAGAUGCUUCUGAGCCACGUGCCUCAGCAGAGCUGGAAGCGAGGUGCCUUCAGCUGCAGAGGCAGGUCUGGGAGAUGGAGCGGUUCCUGGGUGAUUACGGUCUGGUUUGGGUUGGAGAGGCACGGGAGGACAUGGAAUCUGUCCGGGAUGAAGAGGAGCUGCCAGCAGGGAGCCUCUGCAGGCCGGGUGAGGCCGUGGUUUGCAAACAGCAGAUUGAUUUUGAUUUAAUCCUGGAGAACAUCAAGGAUUUGAACUCGCUGGUGGGAGAGGGCGUUUCUCAGAUCGAGCACACGGCCCGGGGGGCUCGUUUGAGGAGAGCAGAGCCCCUCCCUGUGACCCUGUACCAGAAUGGGAUCACCGUGGGACACGGAGCCUUCCGGCCCUACCAGCACCCAGCCACGCAGCAAUGCCUGCAGGACAUCAUGGAUGGUUAUUUCCCCUCGGAGCUGCAGCCUCGCUACCCCGACGGCGUCCCCUUGCAGGUCACUGACAGGAGGGACGUGGUGUUUCAGAAGCCAGACCUUCCCGGGAGCUUUCCUGGCCCUGGCCAGGUGGUGGGCACUUCAGAAUCCAGCAGAGUGCAGGAGACCUCCGAGAUCCCAGGUGCCAAAGCCCCCUGGGAGCAGGCUGCCAAGGAGCUUUCCCAGCCCCUGAAGCGCAGAGGGAGCGCGGGCAGUGCCCGAGGCACACAGGGCUCUGAUGGGCAGCAGGGCAGCAAGGAAAUCCUGCUGGAAGCACCUGGGCUGGCUGCCCUGGAGAGGGUGAAGCCAGCUGAGGAGGCUGCAGCCCCCGGGUUCUGCACGCUGCGCGUCAGGUCCGAGAGCGGCGAGCAGACGUACGAGCUGAGGAUGCUGCUCACGGCCACCAUCGGGGACCUGCGCCAGCACCUGGCCCACAUCAGGGGUGGAAACUCGGACUAUGAGAUCAUCAGCACCUUUCCCCAGCGGGUGUACACAGACAGCUCCAGGAGCCUGCAGGAGUGCGGGCUGGUCCCCAGGGCCUCCCUGCUGCUGCGCAGGAGAGACCCCUCCCAGCAGCAGGGCAGGGGGCUGCAGCCAGCCUAGGAGCUGCUCACCCCAGCUCUGCACGGGGAGGGAGCUGCCUCUCACCUUACCCGUGGGGAAAAGGGAGAGGUUUUCUUUCCAGAUUCGGUUUCAGUGUGGCUGGAUGGAGAAGAGCUGCGAGCAGCCCCUCCCUUUGGCAGAGGAGCCAGCCCAGUCCUGCUGCCUCGCACUGGCUGCUGCUCCCCAGCACAGGGGCUCUUCCACCAGCCCACCCGGGCUCCAGGCCUGGCUCCCCAUCUCUGUGCAGGUGCCACAGGCUGCCCGUGCCCAGGGGAGCCUGCCAGCCUCACCCCAGCACUGGGCAGUUGUUAGCUGUGCUCAGGGCUGGAGCAGCAGGAUGGACACACAGCCAGGGGCACUUUGCUCCCUACAGACCUCACCUGCACUGGCAGCAGGGCACACACAGGCUCAGGUCUGUGCUGGAGCUAACCCUGAAGGCCCUGAGCCAUCGCAGCGCUGGGGCUGAGCCAGGCUCGGCUCGGCUCGGCCGGGAGAUCCUGCUGCUGCCUUUCCUGUACGUGCACAGCUCCUUCCCUUGGACAGCCCCCAGCUGCAGCGGGGCCCCGGCUCCAGCCUGCCUGGAGGUACCCGCCCUCCUCCUCCUCCUCCUGCUGCUGGAUGCUGCAACAGGACACCGUGUCACUGGAGAGCAGCAGAACCCCUCUCUGCCCAGCCCUGAACAAAGCAUCUUCCUGCCUGGCCCGUGGGCUGGGGCUGCACUUUUCCCUUUCCCUUUCCCCAGCACAUUCUUCCCAUUCCAGCUGUGACAAGCUCUCACUUGACUCCCAGCUGACAACACUCCCACUCAGGCAGGGCCUUCUGGCAGGUUCCCUCUUCACAGAGCCAGCCCUCAUUAAAGGCUCCCAAUAAAACCCUUCAUUCCAGCUGCACUUUCCACUUCCUUCAGCUUCCAAAGGCUGUGGAAGCCCAGAGCUCUUCCCAGAGCCCUCUGCCCAGAGCUGCACGACUCAAACUCUGUGAGCAGCGACUCAACCCACCCAGCUCUCCCUCAGCUUCCUCCUUUUUCCACCUGUAGCAGAUUCAGGAGCAGCAGUUUCCCCUGCCCCUCUGCAUCCUGGUCCAGGCAAUCCUUGUGCCAAAGGUUUGUUUUCCACUGCCACGUCUGGCUGAGGCUGUCCCUGCCCCGGGCUGCCUCUGUGACCACGCAGAGGAGAGGAAUGCUCUGGUGCCUGUCCCUGCUGUGCCCUAGGACAUUCAGACACGUCCUGGGAGCCUUUGAUUAGCAGCAGCAAUCUAAGGUGUUAAGAUCUUUGUGUCAGCCUGCAGCAGCAGGUACAACCCACUCAGCUGGAAAUGACUCACAAUCCUUAGGUAGGGUGAUGUUUAACCUGUAGCCAAAAUAAAACUGAAUUUAAAAGAAAUGCAAGAGUAGCGCUGUGAAAGGUACAGUAACAUUUAAUAGCAUCUCAGAAGACAACACUGGUUAUAAACUUGCUUUUUGGCAGGAAAAACAAAAUGCACUUGGUCCAGGAUUGCAAAAAAAAAGCCAACACAAAGAGGAAAGAUGGGACAGCUGGAGCAUCAGCUGUUCUGGGGCAGCCCUGAGCCAUUAAUGCUCCCCAGGGAGCCUGGUCAGGGUGGAGAGUGGCCAGAGCAGCAGAUCCCACUGCCAGCCCCACCCAUUCCCCAGGCAGCCUUCGCCCCCAGCUCCACCGAGGUGGGCACUCACACCCAAAUUCUGUGCAGUAUUUUUGCAUUAAAUUAAGACAAAAAAAAAAAA